This is a messenger RNA of Cuscuta campestris, 2065 nucleotides long. NCBI's taxonomy places the organism in Eukaryota, Viridiplantae, Streptophyta, Magnoliopsida, Solanales, Convolvulaceae. The record is from the annotation of a GenBank genome assembly.
AUAAAUCAUCUCUCCUAGAAUCCUUUAUCAUCUUCUGCCGUUAAGGUUAGCGUUCAUGGAUCCAAAAGUGAAGCUGGGCUCAAUAGCAUUCCCUGUUGAUGUCGAUUCGAGCAGAGGAGAGGCUAUGGAGAUCGGCAGUAGGUUCGGGAAGCCCUCGACCUUUCACACGGAUUCAUAUAAGCCGACUGGGGCGGAAAAGCAUCCGAAGAGUAAGAGAUAUCACAGAAACUUAAGAAGAAAUUGCUAUUUUCUGGUACUGGUUGUGUGGUUUAAUUUCACUCAGUGCACACUUCCUUGACGAUGGUUGGGAGUUGCUGAAAAUAUUGGGCAGCUGUAUUUCAAAUUUCCAUUCGUUGAUUUUUAGGCCUAAUGGCAUGAGUAUGUUGGAGCAUUUUCUUUUCUCUAUCCUAAGUCCUAACCACACAAGUUUGAUGAAUUUCAGAAUCUUUAGUUGUGAUGUGUCAUGAAACUAACGCAUUUUUUAGAGUUUCGCCAUUUUUAUUUCAGUUGCUUUUCUUUUUUUCCAGAAACUUGUUUUAUAUUUUACCUAGUAGUGAACUUGCGUAAGGCACUAUAUUCCUAAGGAGCACAAGUCAUAUUUAUCUCCGUGCACAGUCAUGCAGUUUGGGUAACAGAUCUGUUUUUGUUUUCUCAUUCUUAUGUGAUGAUUAGCUUUUUUGCAUAUGUGAUUUAGGUUUCUGCUAGCACUUUGAACCUGUGAUAUCAGUAUUUGUCUCAUAGUAGCUGGUCGUUUCUCACUUAAAGGAUUAGGUGUUGUCGUUAUUUCUACGAGCGAAAUCUGUUGCAUCAUACAUAGCUCACCUAUUUGGAAAAAUUUAAAUGAAAUUUUACCGAUCAUUUAUAGCUCGGGUUACUUUAGAGUCACAACUCAUGAGUGAUUGAGUGGUAUAGUUUUGUUAUAUUAUCUCUUCAAUUCAUGAUAUGAGGAUGUACGAUGUAUGAGUUACUUGUGCAGGUUUCAAUGGGGUGUUUAUGAUGAGUAAAACAUGGAGAGAUGGGCAGCACCCAUCGUUUCUUAAUUUUGUUUCCAGCUUCUUACAGGAAAACUCUUUUCGUCUGAAUAUCGUCCCAAUAGCUCCGGAUGUAAUCAUUAACUGUGGGGGUGUGUCUGUUGCAUUCAUUUUUGUGACUAAUUGGGACAGUGCAAAAACAGCAUCAUUAUUUUGCAGAGUCAAGAAGCUAAAGGGGCAAUUUGCAAACCUCUAUGUGGUUGUGACCCUUCCAACUAGAGAACAAAACGAUUCUUUCAACUGCUCUUACUUCAAGUACAAUAUGGAACUUGGAAAGCCAACUUUUGUUCCAGUGAGUAAUUUAGAGAUGGGGUUGGAAAAAAUUGUGAAGAUUGCACAUGCUCGUGGGGUGUGUAAAAAGCGGAAUGCUGUGGAAAAAAUGAAAGCUGAGAAGGAAAAGUCAGUUCAAGCAAUGGAUGCCUAUCUCAAAGUGGUCACAUCGAUUCCUGGCAUUGACAAGCAUGAUGCAAAUGCACUUUACCAAGCCAUCGGUUCCAUUGAAGCAAUAGCCAAAGCAUCAAAGCAAUGCAUUCUGGACAACACCGACCUUUCGGUUGAAAAGGCUGAAAGAAUAUCAAUGUUUUUCAGAGAUCUCAAGUAUUCCCUUCGUCCCAAAAUCAAAUGAGUUCUAAUGUAAAAAGUGAUGUGAAUGAAUCCAGGAUUUAGGUGUAUAAGGUGAGAAGGUUCGUUUUCAGAGUUGGAUCAAACAUUUACACUGUGUUUGGUUCAAAGAUUUUGAAAAGAAAAAAAAAGAAAAUGAGAUGGAAAAGAAAUUUUCUUGUUUGGUUAGAGAGGAAAAGAAAAGAAAAGUGGAAGAAAAAGAAAAUGAGAAUGCAAAAUGUACUUAGAGGAGGAUAAACAAAAUUCCUCCCAUUUUGGUGAGGAAAUUGAGAGAAAAUCAUUUUCUUUUCUUUUCCAUCUGAAUUCCUUGAACCAAACAUAGUGUUAAUAUUGUCCACACUUGAAAUAGAGUGAAUUGUAUGGAUUGGAAUAGAGAAGUAAUUAAACUGCUUUAUUAAAUGGUAUUCAAGGUU